AUGAGCGGGCGGGAAGGCGGAAAUGCAGUUCCGUCUUCGAGUGCGGGCAACGCGGGUGGCAGCGCUGUGACAGGUGUAACGCGACGUGGAAGAUGCAAAUGGUUCAACGUGGCUAAAGGAUGGGGCUUCAUUACACCAGACGACGGCGGACAAGACGUCUUCGUACACCAGAGUGUCAUUCAAAUGCCGGGCUUUAGAUCCUUGGGAGACGAAGAAGAAGUGGAAUUCGAGUGCAAAGAGUCAGAAAAGGGCUUGGAGGCAACUCGUGUUUCUGGGCCAUCAUCAGUAGACUGCCAGGGCUCGCAUCGUCGCCCGUUGUCUAAAAAACGCUUCAGGAAAAUACGCUGCUAUAAUUGCGGAGAAUUCGCCAACCAUAUAGCCGCCAAAUGCAGCGUUGGUCCACAACCAAAGAGAUGCCACAAUUGCAAGAGUGAAGAUCAUCUUAUUGCAGACUGUCCUACUAAGGUGGAAAAGAAGAAAGAGGAGUCGCAAUCGAAGAGCUCCGGCAGCUCCUACGGCAGCCAACAGAGCAGUCCCCAACAAUCG
Molecule: messenger RNA, 546 nt
Organism: Iphiclides podalirius (scarce swallowtail)
Lineage: Eukaryota; Metazoa; Arthropoda; Insecta; Lepidoptera; Papilionidae
Source: the annotation of a GenBank genome assembly